CGCUGGUCGCAAUAGGUUGCUCUAUCAAUUAGACUCGGAACAAAGCCAAAUUAAUGCGAAUUGACAACAAUGUCGGCAUUUGAAUUGAAAAACCUGAACGACAGCUUGGAGAAGCAUCUGCCAGCUGAUGAACUGAAGGAGGUCAAGCGGAUUUUGUACGGUGUUGAAGAAGACCAAACACUGGAUCUGCCUGAAAGUGCAAUUCAAAUUGCCAAGGAAAAUGACUUUGAGAUCAAGGGCUAUCGUUUCAAGGCUCGAGAGGAGCAGACCCGAAAGCCACGUAUUGUCCGGGUUGGAGCCAUUCAAAACUCCAUUGCACUUCCCACCACGGCACCCAUUGAACAGCAACGUGAAGGGAUUUGGAACAAGGUCAAGAAUAUUAUCAAGGCAGCGGCAGCUGCUGGCUGCAAUAUUGUUUGCACCCAAGAGGCUUGGACUAUGCCCUUUGCCUUCUGCACUCGUGAGAAGUUCCCCUGGUGUGAGUUUGCCGAGGAGGCCGAGAAUGGACCGACAACCAAGAUGCUCUCAGGUUUGGCCAAGGCCUACAAUAUGGUGAUCAUUCACUCGAUCCUGGAGCGUGAUAUUGAGCACGGGGAGACCAUCUGGAACACAGCCGUGGUCAUCUCGAAUAGUGGUCGGUAUAUGGGCAAGCAUCGCAAGAACCAUAUUCCCCGUGUGGGUGACUUUAACGAAUCCACGUACUACUACGAGGGCAAUACCGGUCAUCCGGUCUUUGAAACGGAGUUCGGCAAGCUGGCUAUCAAUAUCUGCUAUGGACGUCAUCAUCCACAGAAUUGGAUGAUGUUUGGAUUGAAUGGAGCGGAGAUUGUCUUCAAUCCUUCGGCCACAAUUGGUCGUCUAUCGGAACCUCUUUGGAGCAUUGAGGCCAGAAAUGCAGCCAUUGCCAAUAGCUACUUCACCGUACCGAUCAAUCGAGUGGGAACAGAGGAGUUCCCCAAUGAAUACACCUCUGGCGAUGGCAAUAAGGCUCAUAAACAGUUUGGACCCUUCUAUGGUUCCUCAUAUGUUGCUGCUCCUGAUGGUUCAAGGACUCCGAGCUUAUCUCGAGAUAGUGAUGGCCUUCUGGUGGUGGAACUCGAUCUUAACCUGUGUCGCCAGGUUAAGGACUUCUGGGGCUUCCGUAUGACACAGAGGAUACCACUUUAUGCUGAGUCCUUCCAAAAGGCUUCUCAGCACGAUUUUAAGCCGCAGAUCAUCAGAGAAACAUAAACAAUAAGUGUAAAGGCAGGAAAGUGAGGUCUUAUUGAUAUGUUAGAUAGUUUCUGCAAUUUGCAUGUGAAAAUAAUAAUAAAGAUAAAGAUUUCCUAGAAAUUGAUAGCCG
This is a messenger RNA of Drosophila serrata, 1342 nucleotides long. RefSeq names its product beta-ureidopropionase pyd3 (gene pyd3). The record is from RefSeq and is a predicted model, not a curated record. Gene Ontology annotation, molecular function: beta-ureidopropionase activity. NCBI's taxonomy places the organism in Eukaryota, Metazoa, Arthropoda, Insecta, Diptera, Drosophilidae.